Messenger RNA from Corticium candelabrum, 1628 nucleotides. Its product is annotated as guanine nucleotide-binding protein G(i) subunit alpha-like. Bases 287 to 1351 code for a protein of 354 amino acids. Gene Ontology annotation, biological process: adenylate cyclase-modulating G protein-coupled receptor signaling pathway. Gene Ontology annotation, molecular function: G-protein beta/gamma-subunit complex binding; GTPase activity; G protein-coupled receptor binding. Gene Ontology annotation, cellular component: heterotrimeric G-protein complex. The record is from RefSeq and is a predicted model, not a curated record. NCBI's taxonomy places the organism in Eukaryota, Metazoa, Porifera, Homoscleromorpha, Homosclerophorida, Plakinidae. The transcript has a single exon.
ACAUCAUACAGUCAGUUGACUUACUAGUCUACGAACUCAAUGUUCUAAUCGAAUAUGAGCAGGUCGUACUAACGAAGACAACCUCACCCUCUACAUCAUGCGAACUGUUCGUUGGCGUACUUUUACACACGCCCGAAGCUGCGCACGCGCAAACACUUUCGAACCUUAGUUGUUGGAAGUUCGAUCGUUGCUGCAACGCUACGACGCCGUGCGUGUUUAGUAGUAUCUCAAGUAGCCGGUAACAGUCACCUGUGCAAGAGCGGCAUCGCCGUCGUCAAGUAUCAGCAUGGGUUGCAUGCUGAGUGCGGAGGAUAAAGCAGCGGCAGAACGCAGUAAGCAGAUAGACAAACAACUACGAGUGGAAGGUGAGCGCGCUUCUCGCGAAGUGAAGCUUCUUCUUCUUGGAGCUGGAGAAUCAGGCAAGUCAACGAUCGUCAAACAGAUGAAGAUAAUUCACGAGAGCGGCUAUUCUGCCGAUGAAUGUCUCCAAUAUCGACCUGUUGUCUUUAGCAACACGAUCCAGUCCAUGAUUGCGAUCGUGCGUGCGAUGGGAAAGCUAAAGGUUGAGUUUGGCGAUCCCAGCUGCACGGAAUCUGCUAGAAAGCUCUUCAAUAUUGCUGGGCAGGGAGAAGAUGGCGACUUCACGCCAGAAGUUGUCGCUGUUUUGAGAAAGCUUUGGUCUGACACCGGCGUUCAGACCUGCUUCAAGCGAGCGAGAGAGUAUCAACUUAACGACUCGGCGUCGUACUAUCUCAACGAAUUAGACCGACUAGGCAGUCCAGAUUACGUUCCAACACAACAAGAUGUCCUGAGGACACGCGUCAAGACGACAGGUAUCGUCGAAACUCACUUCACUUUCAAGAAUUUGCAUUUCAAGAUGGUGGACGUAGGCGGCCAACGUUCCGAGCGAAAGAAAUGGAUCCACUGCUUCGAAGGUGUGACGGCUAUUAUCUUUUGUGUCGCACUGAGCGCAUACGACCUCGUCUUGGCUGAAGAUGAGGAGGUUAAUCGAAUGCACGAGAGCAUGAAGCUGUUCGAUUCCAUUUGCAAUAAUAAAUGGUUCGAGCAGACGUCUAUCAUUCUCUUCCUUAACAAAAAGGAUCUAUUUGAAGCGAAAGUGGUAAAGUCACCCCUCACCAUCUGCUUUCCAGAGUACAGGGGCCCUAGCACUUUUCAAGAGGCUGCCACAUAUAUCCAAUUUCAGUUCGAAAAUCUCAAUAAGAAGAAGGACACAAAAGAGAUUUACACGCACUUCACUUGCGCUACGGACACAGGCAACAUCCAGUUUGUCUUCGAUGCAGUAACAGACGUCAUCAUCAAGAACAAUCUUCGUGACUGUGGACUCUUCUAAGAUUCUGCUUUUCUCAUCUGCUGGAUGACGUUUGAGAAAUGGACAGAUGUUGGUGCCUAGAACGCUGACUGUUUUAUGGGCUGUACUGUAAUUGGAAUUAGUGAUUAAUUGAAAGUAGUAACUGAUGGAAUUAGAGUAUUUAUGUUUGCAUGAAGGUAGGUGUUCGUUGAUUUGUGGAAAAUCAUGCACUCAUGUAUUAGAAUGAGGUUACCUUAUGGUUACCCCUCUAGUCACCAUGAUAUUACUGUAAGAUGAGGUUACUUUCUGUGCUAUCUCA